Messenger RNA from Oxyura jamaicensis (ruddy duck), 1743 nucleotides. RefSeq names its product major facilitator superfamily domain containing 14A (gene SLC71A1). Gene Ontology annotation, molecular function: transmembrane transporter activity. Bases 35 to 1537 code for a protein of 500 amino acids. Gene Ontology annotation, biological process: transmembrane transport. The record is from RefSeq and is a predicted model, not a curated record. Gene Ontology annotation, cellular component: membrane. The transcript is spliced from 12 exons. NCBI's taxonomy places the organism in Eukaryota, Metazoa, Chordata, Aves, Anseriformes, Anatidae.
UACAUGGUAGUGUAUCAUUACCUAUGGUAUUCUUAUGAGAAAGUCCAAGAAACGUGCCCUGAAUUUGUUAUCACUGUUCUGUUCAUUUUUAAUGCUGAUAUUUUCCCCACAGGAAGUUAUUCAAGAACUAAAAUUCUACUCUUUCCAGCCUCAAGGAAUAGGUUCGCCUAGUGUCUACCACGCUGUGAUAGUGAUAUUUUUGGAGUUCUUUGCUUGGGGACUCUUAACAGCACCCACUCUGGUGGUUCUGCAUGAAACCUUCCCAAAACAUACAUUUCUAAUGAAUGGUUUAAUUCAAGGAGUAAAGGGCUUGCUAUCGUUCCUCAGUGCCCCGCUCAUAGGUGCCCUGUCUGAUGUGUGGGGUCGGAAGUCCUUCCUGCUGCUAACAGUAUUUUUCACCUGUGCGCCAAUACCACUAAUGAAGAUCAGCCCAUGGUGGUACUUCGCUGUUAUAUCUGUCUCUGGAGUUUUUGCAGUGACAUUUUCAGUGGUUUUUGCAUAUGUAGCAGACAUAACGCAAGAACAUGAAAGAAGUAUGGCCUAUGGUUUGGUUUCAGCAACUUUUGCAGCAAGUUUAGUUACUAGCCCUGCUAUCGGUGCCUACCUUGGUCGAGUCUACGGAGACAGCUUGGUUGUGGUCCUAGCUACAGCAAUCGCCUUGUUAGACAUUUGUUUUAUUCUUGUUGCUGUACCAGAAUCGCUGCCAGAGAAGAUGAGGCCAGCAUCCUGGGGAGCACCCAUUUCGUGGGAACAGGCUGACCCUUUUGCGUCCCUGAAGAAAGUUGGCCAGGACUCGGUUGUGCUGCUAAUCUGCAUAACAGUCUUUCUUUCCUACCUCCCGGAGGCAGGUCAAUAUUCUAGCUUCUUCCUAUACCUCAGACAGAUAAUGGGAUUUUCAUCUGAAAGUGUAGCAGCAUUUAUAGCAGUCCUUGGGAUUCUUUCCAUUAUUGCACAGACAAUAGUUUUGAGUUUACUUAUGCGGUCCAUUGGAAAUAAAAACACCAUCCUACUGGGGCUAGGAUUUCAAAUACUACAACUUGCGUGGUAUGGCUUUGGAUCAGAACCGUGGAUGAUGUGGGCAGCUGGAGCUGUCGCAGCCAUGUCCAGUAUUACUUUCCCAGCUGUAAGUGCACUGGUUUCACGAACUGCUGAUGCUGACCAACAAGGUGUGGUUCAAGGGAUGAUAACAGGAAUUCGAGGCUUGUGUAAUGGUUUGGGACCAGCACUUUAUGGUUUUAUAUUCUAUAUAUUUCACGUUGAACUGAAUGAACUCCCCAUGCCUGAAUCACCACCAGGAAGCAGUGUUGUCACUCAAUACCAUUUACAACAGAAUUCUAUAAUUCCUGGACCCCCGUUCUUAUUUGGAGCAUGUUCUGUGCUGUUGGCACUACUUGUUGCCUUGUUUAUUCCUGAACACACCAACUUAAGUGUACGAUCCAGCAACUGGAAGAAACACUGCGGCAGCCACAGCCAUCCCCACAGUCCACAAGCUCCUGGUGAAGCUAAAGAACCAUUAUUGCAAGAUACAAAUGUAUGACAAAAAAAAUCCAGGAAGACUUUUUAGCUUAUUUUUCCAUCUGUAGUUUGGGAUACACAUUCCACUCCCAUCAAAAACAACUUCUUAAGGUAAUCUUAAGAAAUAUCUUUUUGCAUGACAUUCAUAGGAAUUUAAAAACGAAAACAACAAAAACUGGAAGUUUCUCCAAAGAUGUUGCCAUUAAAUUAAUAAUAUACUUUAAAAAA